UGGAUAUGACAGAUUCAUCAUCAAACCACGCGGACAAUUUAGUCCUUUGUAAAGAGAAUUUUGCUGAAAACAAUUUAAGUCCUGGCAUCAAAACAGAAAAGUUUGCAGAAUACAAACCGUUCAGGUGCCAUGUGUGUAAAGAAGAGUUUUCAAAUAUUGAAGAAAUGCAGACCCAUUCAAAGUCUCACCCAGCAUAUAAACCCUAUAAAUGUAAUUUGUGUGAAAGAUCAUUUACAACCAGUUCUAUAAAACAACAGCAUAUGUGGACUCAUUCAGAGGAGCGUCCAUACAAACGUCCAAACAAACGUCCAUACAAACAUCCAUACAAACGUCCAUACAAAUGUCAAGUGUGUGAAAGAUCAUUUGCAACCAGUUCUGUAAUACGACAGCAUAUGUUGACUCAUUCAGUAGAACGUCCAUACAAAUGUCAAGUGUGUGGGAAAGGAUUCCUUUGGCCCAGGGACUGUCAAGCACACAUGGUAGUACACUCUGAUGACAAACCUAUUUUCUCCUGCAAAAUCUGUAGGAAAGUGUGCAGGCAUAGGGCAAGUCUUAAUCGUCAUAUGAAUCUACACACCGGGGAACAUUCAUGUGAUGUGUGCGGAAAAACGUUUGCGGAAUUAUACAAUCUGAAGACACAUUCUUAUAUCCACACAGGGGAAAGACCAUUUGAAUGCGGACAUUGUGGAAAAGGUUUCACUUGUGCAUCCAACUUGCGGGGUCACAUGAAAAGACACUCAAAGGCUAAAAAGACUUAAAGGACACAGUUUCGACUGAAAUUUGUUCUACCAAUUUUUAUGCCCCACCAUGAAUAUGGCCGGGGCAUAUAGUGUUUGUCAUGUCUGUCUUCCGUCCUUCCGUCACACUUUGCGUUUAGCUCUGUUCAAAGCUAUUAAGUUUCAAAUAAACUGUCCAAGAUCUUUUCAUCAAGCUUCAUAUGCUGAUAGGUAUUGAUGAGCUAUGCAUCAACAUUUUUUGACAUUGACCUUUCCUUUGACCUUUACCUCACUUUUCUUGAAUUAGUGUUUUGCUCAGUCUUAAACAUACCAUUUAAGAUGGUCUUAUCAAACUUCACAUGUUGAUACAUACUUAUGAGAGCUAUUCAACUGCAUCAACAUUUUUUACCUUGACCUUUCCUUUGACCUUGACCUCACUUUUCCUAAAUCAGUGUCAAACUUCAUAUGCUGAUACAUACUGAUGUAAGCAAUUCAACUGCAUCAACAAUUUUGUCCUUGAUCUUUUAUUUGACCUUGACCUCACUUUUAUCAUAUUGUGUUUAAGUCAGUUUUAAUAUUAAAGACAUCAUUUCUAGAUAUUUUUAUCAAAAUUCAUAUGUUGAUACAUUUUGAAGAGAGAUAUGCAAUUGCAUCAACAUUUCUGACCUUGACCUUUCCUUUGACCUCACUUUUCACAAAUCAGUGUCAAACUUCAUAUGCUGAUACAUACUCAUGUAAGCAAUUCAACUGCUUCAACAAUUUUGACCUUGACCCUUUUGACCUUCACCUCAUUUUAUCAAAUUGUGUUUAAGUCAGUUUUAAUUAAAGGCAACAUUUCUAGACAUUUUUUAUCAAACUUCAUAAUUAUGUUGAUACAUAUUUGAUGAGAGAUGUGCAACUGUAUCAACAUUUUUGGCCUUGACCUCUCUUUUGACCUUGACCUCACUUUUCCUUAAUUAGUGUCAAAUGUCAUAGACUGAUAUAUAUUAAGGUAAGCAUUUCAAGUGUAUCAUUUUUACCUUGACCUUUCAUUUGACCUUGUCCUCACUUUUAUCCAUUUGUGUUUAAGUCAGUUUUGAAGAAAACAUUUAUAAUAUUUUUUCAACUUCAUAUGGUGAAACAUACUGAUGAGAGCUUUUCAACUGCAUCAACAGUUUUUGACCUUGGCAUUUCGUUCGGCCUUGUAAGCAAUUCAACUGCAUCACUAUUCAAGAUAUUCUGAUCAAAUUUUAUACACAUACAAAUUUUCAUGUUGCUUUACUUAUAUAGCCUCGGUGGGGCAUUCAUGUCCUAUGGACAUAUUUCUAGUUAUUUUUACAAUUCCUCACUAAAGCCAUUCUAAUGAUCAGCAAAUUUUGAACAUCAUUUGUUGAAUUUACAAGGGAGAUACAGGACUGAGAAUUCUUCAUAAAGUAAACAAGGCUUGUGCCUUGUUUUUGUUUAUAUUUAAAAAUUUCAUGUUUAUAACAAAACAAGAUUCAGCAAAUCAUUAGAAAAUGUCUAAUUGUAUUUAGAAUUAACCCCUUUAUCAUGUUUAUUGAGAAAAUCUGCUUUUAUCAGCAUGUUUAGCCUAUGUAAACAAAAACAUGGCUCUGGCUUUGUUUACAUAACAAAGGUUUGGACAUCUAAAUCUGUCUUGUAACUCGACAACUGAAAUUCAAAAAGUUAAUGAUCAUUAGAAACACCUUUGUUAAGUAAAUUUGUAUUUGUAAACAUAAAAAAAGGUAUGAAAAUUUUUGGCUGAAACUGUGUCCAGGCCCCUUUAAACUGGAUUUGAUAGAUCUAAUGAACCAAGUGAAAAUGACAAUAAAACUUAUACCAGUAUAUACAUGUACAUACCAGACAUUUUAUGGGGAGUGUUUAUCAUGUUUAUACUAUCAUCAGAUUUGUAAGUUAAUGUUCUGUGAAGUCACUAUGAGGAAAAUAUCAAGCCCUUUGCAAAUCUUAAUUACAGCAAAGGUUUCACAAAUCUGUGUACAUGAUUUAGGCUUUAUACAAACAUGCAUAACACAUUCACAAAAGUAAUACAUGUUCUUACAACAUGUACACGUUAUAAUGUGUCAGGUUUGUGAUUUUUGUGGAGAAUUUUUCAAACAGGAACCCAAUCUGCAAGAGCAUCUAAGAAUUUAUGAAGAGGAAUCCCAGUUAAGUGCACUUUUUGUGCAGUGAUAUUUAAAAGUUAAAGGCAAAAAUUUGAUGCAGAAGCAUAUAAAAUUGAAUUUGUCAACAGGAUCUGAUUUAUUCAAUGAUCUGUCAGUCAAAAAUCUCAAUACCAUGUAGUCUGUCUGAUAUGCACAUUGUGAAGUAGUCCAUCAUAUGUUGAUUCAUGUAUUCUUCAUGUUUUUGUUUCAUUAUUUUU
This is a messenger RNA of Saccostrea cuccullata (small rock oyster), 3075 nucleotides long. RefSeq names its product gastrula zinc finger protein XlCGF49.1-like. The transcript has a single exon. NCBI's taxonomy places the organism in Eukaryota, Metazoa, Mollusca, Bivalvia, Ostreida, Ostreidae. The record is from RefSeq and is a predicted model, not a curated record. Gene Ontology annotation, biological process: regulation of DNA-templated transcription. Gene Ontology annotation, molecular function: DNA-binding transcription factor activity, RNA polymerase II-specific; RNA polymerase II cis-regulatory region sequence-specific DNA binding. The coding region runs from base 6 to 758 and encodes 250 amino acids.